AUGUCGAUGCUGCCAUCCUUCGGCUUCACGCAGGAGCAAGUGGCGUGCGUCUGCGAGGUCUUGCAGCAGGGCGGCAACCUGGAGCGGCUGGGCAGGUUUCUCUGGUCGCUGCCCGCGUGCGACCACUUGCACAAGAACGAGAGCGUCCUCAAAGCCAAGGCGGUGGUCGCCUUCCACCGGGGGAACUUCCGCGAGCUCUACAAGAUCCUGGAGAGCCACCAGUUCUCUCCGCAUAACCACCCCAAACUCCAGCAGCUCUGGCUGAAGGCGCACUACGUGGAGGCCGAGAAGCUGCGGGGUAGACCGCUGGGCGCCGUCGGGAAGUACCGCGUGCGGCGGAAAUUCCCCUUGCCCAGGACCAUCUGGGACGGCGAGGAGACCAGCUACUGCUUCAAGGAGAAGUCCCGGGGCGUCCUGCGGGAGUGGUACGCGCACAACCCUUACCCAUCGCCCCGGGAGAAGAGGGAGUUGGCCGAAGCCACUGGCCUCACCACCACCCAGGUUAGCAACUGGUUUAAAAACCGGAGGCAGCGCGACCGAGCGGCAGAGGCGAAAGAGAGAGAGAACACUGAAAACAACAAUACAUCUACCAACAAACAGAACCAGCUGUCCCCUUUGGAUGGGGCCAAGCCUCUCAUCUCCAGUUCCGAAGAGGAGUUUUCGCCCCCCCAAAGUCCGGAUCAGAACUCCAUUCUCCUGCUCCAGGGCAACCUGAGCCAUGCCAGGAACUCCAGCUAUUCCUUGACCGGCUUAACUGCCUCGCAGCCGGCCCACAGCCUCCAGCCUCACCAGCACCAGCUGCAAGAGUCCCUCCUAGGCCCUCUCACUUCCAGCUUGGUGGACCUGGGCUCAUGA
Molecule: messenger RNA, 855 nt
Organism: Python bivittatus (Burmese python)
Lineage: Eukaryota; Metazoa; Chordata; Lepidosauria; Squamata; Pythonidae
Gene: SIX1
Product: SIX homeobox 1
Biological process (GO): regulation of skeletal muscle cell proliferation; regulation of transcription by RNA polymerase II; skeletal muscle fiber development
Cellular component (GO): nucleus; transcription regulator complex
Molecular function (GO): DNA-binding transcription factor activity, RNA polymerase II-specific; RNA polymerase II cis-regulatory region sequence-specific DNA binding
Source: RefSeq, a predicted model, not a curated record